Messenger RNA from Owenia fusiformis, 299 nucleotides. Lineage: Eukaryota; Metazoa; Annelida; Polychaeta; Sabellida; Oweniidae. The record is from the annotation of a GenBank genome assembly.
GGCGAAAAGAAUGGCUUCUGCCCAACAGUGUAGCACACACAGAACUGCGAAACACAUGCUUGUCUCAAAGUUUUCUGAAGACUCUGAGGAAUAUUGUUAAUUUCAGACACACUGGUUCACUGGAGAAUGUCAAUAGCGACAUAUUGGCCUAUGAAUCAAAACGACAUGCUUACAGCUAUGAGGGCUACAAGGCACGAUGUCAGCUAGCAGUAAUAGACCACAACAAUCAUCGUAAUAGAGAGUCACUUUGGAAUAAAGAAGGCCAAGUAAUGUACUACAGGGCAUACUCAGCUAGCUCA